UUAUAAGUCCAUCCAUGGUAUUCGCACGCAUAAUAAAUAUUUGCCAUUUGGAAUAUACCAUCGACGGACGUCGGCGUAACACCGUCGUCUUCAUCAUCAUCAUCAACAUACGGUUUGAACUUGAACUCUUGAAGCGGUAAUUGUGGAGGUCGCGUACGAGCUCGCCAGAAGCACCAUCGGAACCCAGCCACUUCAGGUGGUCUCGGUAGCCGAAGAAGAAAUACGAUGUGCGAUGUCGGUCGACGUGUGACUCUUAUAUAAAAACACCGCGAGACCGUCUCCAAGGCGAAAAGUUCUGGUGGCGCCCAACACGAAGAUUACAUCCAUCCAUCGGCUUUUGAACUAGUUACUUUGUAGUUACCGAGUCCACUAUAUUGUACUAGAAUCUUUAUAGAAAGAGAAAACUACGAUGGUUCUUCGGUAUUUACUUUUCCUCGUUUCUGCUAUCACUUUAGUGAACAGUUUUGGUGGAGAAGACAAAUUUAUAAGGAAAUAUGCAAUGAUGAAAAUUUACGAAAGUUGUUUUGGAUCCGAAGUCGUUAAACAAAUUCGAAAAGAAAUGAAAGCAGCUUGUCUUAAAUGUGCUUCAUAUUAUGAUCAAGCUUCGUCUGCAUCCCCAACCCCGCCACCGUCGACACAACAACCCCACAAACAGGAAGAAGGAAUGACACUAGACCACGAAAAUGCCAUUUACACAAGCGGUCAACCCUUUGGUAGCGAAAAAUUAAAUCCUACAAUUAUAGCGUACAGACCAAAUCCAUAUUCGCCAGCCAUGUUCAGACCGUUUCCAAAUCCAGGAAUGUUCCCACCCCAACCAGCACCAAUGUUCUUUAGUCCCCAGUACCAACAACCUAAUCCAUUUGUACCCCCUAAUCCCUACGGAUUACCCUUCUUGGCGCAAAGACAAUUCUACGCGGGGCAAAGGAUGGCAAGAAAUAUGGACAUAAAGGGUCAACUUGAUCUACUAUCCUCACGACUGAGUGCAAAGGGAAAGAACGUUACAUGCGUGAUGCAAGAGCUAGGAUAUUUAAAUGAUAAUUUGGAACCCAAUUACGAAAAAAUUCACGAACGUAUCGGAAAUUUGCCUGUUGCAAAUGAAUUGCGAAGUGAUAUUCAAGAAGGAGUACAUUUCUGUCGACAAUUUUCGCAAUGCGUUCCUGAAGUUAAUAAAGAAAAGUCACCGCUAUCUAGAGAACUUGUUAGGCCUAUGUUCUUCUUUAAGUGUUAUAAGCACAAGAAGUUAGAGGCAUGUAUAAUGAAAGAUAUCAGAGAAAAAUAUGCAGGAAUUGAUGAAGAUUUCGAAGGAGAAAUGGAAAUAAGAAGGCACGGAAAAGAUUUGAAAACUAACGAUAACGAUAUCGACGAACUAGCUUCAUCAAUGUACGAAUUUUUGUACGGAAGCGAUGCAAGUUUGGACUUGGAUACGUUUUUAUAAAAUAAAAAGGGCGAAUAAUGUAAGGGAGAAAAGACUUAAUUACAAGUGUUUGAAGAAUUACUUUUCCAGAGGGUCUCACAUAUUGAUCUUUUGAAACUAAUUAAAUUAUUAUACACUUAGUCAAUGCCUAAGGAAAAUAAUAAAGAAUAUUUUUUAUUUACGUAGAUAUUAAACUUGCAAUGGUUUGUGUAGAUUAGUUAAUAAUGUUGGUUGUGAUUGAAUUUCAGCAGUUGAAUCAAAUUAAUUACAAUAAUUAAAGGAUUUUACCGCUGAAAUUUAAUGGUUUACACGAUUGUGUAGGGUUUUAAUAAAA
This is a messenger RNA of Agrilus planipennis (emerald ash borer), 1748 nucleotides long. RefSeq lists its product as uncharacterized. The coding region runs from base 410 to 1435 and encodes 341 amino acids. The record is from RefSeq and is a predicted model, not a curated record. The transcript is spliced from 7 exons. NCBI's taxonomy places the organism in Eukaryota, Metazoa, Arthropoda, Insecta, Coleoptera, Buprestidae.